AUGACACAUCCUAUCACAUUCUUUUACUGCUUCCUCGUCAUGAGUGAAGGGCUUGCAUCAAGCAACACACCCCGCAGGAGCGUUCCCUUCCAAGACAUAAACUUGAAACAGUUCAAAGAGUCUGGCUUUGACAGUUUGAGCUCUUUGAUGGUAAGAGAAGACAUUGGUCAGCUUGUCCUUGGUGCCAGAGGGAAAGUGCUCACCCUUAGCUUGGAUGACAUCACCAAACAGACCAGCGAGAAUAAAUGGGCUGUGAGCUCUGCAGAUGAAGACCUCUGUCAGAUGAAGGGCAAGAGUGCUGAGGAAUGUGAUAACUUUAUCAGGACGCUGCACACAAUGGAGGACAGUAAAAUGCUUGUGUGUGGGACAAAUGCUUUCAACCCUGUGUGUGACUAUAUGAUUUUAACAAACGGAACUCUCUCCUUGGAAAGAAAAACACAAACAGGUCGGGGGAAAAUUCCUUUUGACCCCUACCAACGCUUUGCGACCUUUAUGGAUGGUGAUACUUUGUACUCUGCCGCUUCGACAAACUUUCUGGGUACAGAAUCUGUGUUCCAGAGAUUUGGACUAAACGCUGUCAAGACUGAAUUAAAACGCUCCUGGUUAAACGAUCCCACCAUGAUUUCCAUAAGCCUCACUGAAGCCAGCAAAAAUAGCAGCAAGGGUGAAGAUGGCAACGUGUUUCUGUUCUUCUAUGAAAAUGCUGUGGAGGAACUUCACGGCAGCAUCCCAGUGUCCAGGAUUGCUCGUGUGUGUAAGAGCGACUUGGGGGGCAAAAGGACACUACAGCAAAAGUGGACUUCUUUCCUGAAAGCCAGACUGGACUGUCCAUUUGGAGAUGUUGGCUCACCAUCUUUGGUCCAGGAUGUUUUUCUCCUCUCAGACGAGAAUGACUGGAGGAACAGCAUCUUCUAUGCCACAUUCAUCUCCAACUCGGAGCCCUCCUGUGAUUGCAGUCACUCUGCUGUCUGUGCAUACAAGCUGUCAGACAUCAGCCAGGUGUUUAGUGGGAGGUUUCUGACUGAGUUAGAUACUGGGAACUGGGACAUAUACACGGGACAGGAGCCAUCCCCCUACCCUGGUUCAUGCAUUGAUGAUGAAAUGCGUGCCAGCGGCCUGACGAGCUCUUUGAACCUCUCAGACACAACGCUGUUGUUUGUAAAGAACCACCCUCUGAUGGAGGGCGUGGUUACACCAAUGACUGGCAAGCCUCUGCUUUUCAAGCCAAUGACGCAUUUUUCGAAAAUUGUUGUGGACCAAGUCACGUCACUGGAUGGACAACAGCACCUGAUUAUGUUCGUCGGCACAGAUACUGGUUGGCUGCAGAAGGUGGUGAAGUUUGAAGGUGAGGACGGGCGUAUCAUUGAGGAGCUGCAGCUGUUUAAAGAGCCUCAGCCUGUGGAUUUCCUGCAGCUUUCCUCCAAGACUGGCCAUCUGUACAGCGGCACCAGUAAUGCAGUUGUUCAGAUUAAUGUUAGAGACUGUAGCCGCUACACAUCAUGUGAUGACUGCCUUCUUGCCAGAGAUCCAUACUGUGGCUGGGACCAGAUCAGAAGCCAGUGUGCAUCGGUUUUUGGUGCAUCAAACUCAUCUAUGAUUCAGAGUCUCAGUAAUGGAGACAUCACGAUGUGCCCACCCUCUGAGUCAAAAGAGAAACCUGUCACUAUCUACUUCAACGUCAACAUAUCUCAGCUCCUCCCAUGUUCCCCUGACACCAACCUACCGAUCAUCUGGUACUUUUCCCACAACGUCCUUCAUUUUGGUCCACAGUUCACUGUAUUGAGUCUGGGUCUCAUCAUCAGACCUUCCUAUUCUGAUGCUGGACUGUACAGAUGUGAGACAAUAGAAGCAGUGAAGGGCAGAGUCCACAGAAAAACCAUUGCUCAGUACCUUGUUAAGGUUCACGACACUGAUGCCAUUAUCACGAACCUGAGGGCUACUGUUUCCAUAAUGGCUGUUGUUGUUUCCUUGGUCUCAUUUUCCAAAGCUGUGUUUAUGGUGAUUGGAUACCUAAAGUCAAAAAAAGGAAACACUCGACGUGGCAACGAGAACUGCAACAACCAUCUAGUGAGGCCUUGUAAUUAUAAGGAACCAAGCACGUUAAAGAUGCAUGGAGGAAGGUCUGCUUCAAAGUGGGAAGGAUGCUAG
Messenger RNA from Pelmatolapia mariae (spotted tilapia), 2148 nucleotides. Its product is annotated as semaphorin-4E-like. Gene Ontology annotation, cellular component: plasma membrane. Gene Ontology annotation, biological process: neural crest cell migration; semaphorin-plexin signaling pathway; positive regulation of cell migration. Bases 1 to 2148 code for a protein of 715 amino acids. Gene Ontology annotation, molecular function: semaphorin receptor binding; chemorepellent activity. The record is from RefSeq and is a predicted model, not a curated record. Lineage: Eukaryota; Metazoa; Chordata; Actinopteri; Cichliformes; Cichlidae. The transcript has 14 exons.